AACAGCAAUGAAGCCAUCAAGUUGUCCAAGAGUGUAGAUGAUUUGAGCAUGCAACAGUAUAAGAUUAAGGAUGAACUCUUGAGACAGCAAGAACAACAGGAAAAUAUGGCUAAAUUGAAGCAACAGGCUCGUCAACAUCAUCAACAGCAACAACAGGCUGUGGCGGCCGCAGCAGCUGUAGCAGCAGCUCAACAACAACGUUUUCUACAACAGCAACAACAAGCCGUCCAACAACAGCAGCAGCAGCAACAACAGCAUCAUGCUCAUUUGGUACCACAUGCAGCAGCUACACCAACACCGCCGCCGCCCACUAGUUUACAUGCUGCUCUGCAACAGCAACAACAAUUACUACAUCAUCAUCAACAACAGCAGCAACAACAACAGCAGCAGCAACAACAACAACAGCAACAACGUCAACAACAACAGCAGCAGCAAUUGCAACAAGAGCAAGAACGUCGUCGUGAACUACAGUUGUUGCAUUCACCCCAUAUUACACCACAAACCUCACCCUCAGCUAUCCAGCAACAGCAGCAACAACAACAGCAACUCCAUCAUCCUCAACAAUCACCACCCACUCCCACACCAACACCCACUACCACAGCUCAACAGAUACAUUUACAGACGGCUCAACAUCAAGCAGCCCAACAACAAUUGCAACAGCAACAACAGAAACACUCACAACAACCCUUUACCGAUCCCAAUACCAUCGAUCAGUACCUGUUGUCCUGGAACAAUUUCCAUGGUAAUAUGUGUCGUGGCUUCCAUACUCUCCAGAAAGACGAAAAAAUGGUGGAUGUUACCAUAGCUGCUGGGGGGAAAAUUUUCAAGGCCCAUAAAUUGGUUUUAUCCGUUUGCAGUCCUUAUUUUCAACAGAUCUUUUUGGAAAAUCCCUCUAGCCAUCCGAUUUUGUUAAUGGCUGAUGUUGAGGCCAGUCAUAUGGCCGGUUUAUUGGAUUUUAUGUACAGUGGUCAGGUUAAUGUGAAAUAUGAAGAUUUACCGGUUUUCCUAAAAGUGGCUGAGGCCAUGAAAAUCAAGGGUCUACACACAGAGAAAAACAUGGACGACGAAAACAAGGAUAGCAGCUCUUCUCCCGAUAACGAAUCCACCGAAUGUCACUUCGAACGCGGAACCCACAGUGUCAACAUUACCGGACAAGGCUAUGAUCCCCGUAAAUCUCUACACGACACACACACCAUGAACGGUGGUGCUGCAGCUCACAAGAAUGGCAGCGGCCCCAGCAGCACAACACCAUUACCAGUGCAGACAUUCACCUCAUUCCGUGAUCACAUCAAAUCGAAGGCCACUUUAGCCGAAACCUUUAUGAAAAAUCUCAGUCGUAAUAACAAUAAUUGCACUACCAAAAACUACAAUCACUUACCGAACAGCAAUAGUAUAGGUGAAGUCCUCAGCAAGGAAGGUUACAAUCUUUUGCAUGCCAACAGCAAGAAACUAAUGGAUACGGCACGUAAACAGCAUAAAUAUUUGGCUAAACGCAAGAUACUAAUGCACUAUAACGAAGAGAUGAAUGAGAAACGUCGCAAGGAAUUGGAACACUUUAGAAUGGAACAUGAUGCUAACAAUAAUAAGGAAAUGAAUAUACCAGAAACAGUGCCACAACCACAGCCGCAGCCACAACUACAACCACAACAUAAUAAUUUCAAAAUACGUUUAAUGGAAAAUCAUCUAAAGGCCAAUCAAGAACAACAACAGCAGCAACAGCUGCUGCAACAACAACAGCAGCAACAACAGCUACAACAACAGCAACAACAACAGUUACAACAACAGCAACAACAACAACAGCAGCAGCAACAAAAUAACAAGAACAAUCAUGCAAAUCCCGUGGUAGAGGAGCAAGCUUUAAAUUUAGUGCAAAAUAAUGCUCAUGAUUAUCAAAAGAGUGAAACGGACUUGAUACAAGAACCCAGUGAUGUUUUGCAAAUUGUUGAAAAUGAACCCUUAACCGAUACGGAACAAACUUCUGAAUCAGAUGGGGCUAGCAUAAAUAAUGGUGCCCAACUAAGAGAUGAGGAUGACAUUAACAAUAACAAUCUGUGCAAAAAGGAAGCCAUUGAAAUUGAUGACAACAAUAAUACGAAUAUGAAAAACUUGGCCCUGAUUAAUGCCAUUAACCAGAAGCAUGAAUAUCAAAUACACAAUGCGCCGGCAACGACACCAGUAACAGCAACUGUUACCACGAGUACUACGGCGGAAACGGAACAAAUACAAACUAUGGAACACAGUCAACAAGAAACAGCACAUCAGCAGCAGCACCACCAUCAACAACAACAUCCACAUCAUCAUCAUGCUGAGAGUGAAGAUGACAAGAACAAUAAUAAUAAUGACAACAAUAACAACAAUCAUUUACAAUUGGAUUUGAGUACGGUAAAGAGCAUAGCCACCGCUGAAAUCUUGUGUGGUCUUAAGAGUAAAGUUUUCAAAAUGGAACAAUUAGAUGCGGCAGCUGAGGCCCAGUGUCGCAAUUUAAAUGAGAUCAAACAGGCGGAAUGAUAUUAAACGACAGCUGUCUGAGAGAAGUAAACAAAAUCAAGAAGUAAAGAAGACAAAACCGUUAAUUUGUUUAUUUUGUGCAUUUGUUUUUUUCUUUAUUAUUAUUAUAAAUUUUAUAUAAUAGUUAUUUAUUUUUAUAUAUAUAUAAAAAAACCCCUAGUUUUAAUUUAUACAAAAAAAAAAUAUUGAAAAAAAAAAACAAUUAAUUAAG
Messenger RNA from Lucilia sericata (common green bottle fly), 2719 nucleotides. Its product is annotated as myb-like protein Q. Gene Ontology annotation, biological process: regulation of transcription by RNA polymerase II. The record is from RefSeq and is a predicted model, not a curated record. The transcript is spliced from 4 exons. Gene Ontology annotation, molecular function: protein binding. NCBI's taxonomy places the organism in Eukaryota, Metazoa, Arthropoda, Insecta, Diptera, Calliphoridae. The annotation marks the transcript as partial. Gene Ontology annotation, cellular component: nucleus.